GCCAGAUUCGUCCCUGGUGCAAAGUCUGGACAAAGCCGCCGCAGAAAGCGCCAUGCCAUUUGCGCUCUUCCAAUGCGCAAAGUCCCUGGUGCAGAACUUCACAGGAAUCGCCUCCGAGGACUUCAAUGAGUUCAUCUCCGCACACUUGGAGGGCGUCGACUCGGGUGCGACUUCGGGUGCCACCGUGAGCUUCUUUGAGGGCAGCUUUGUGGAGGCUUUACAAGUGGCAGCUGAUGUGGAGGGUCGUACCGAGGGACGGAAACUGUUGUUGCUGUGGCUGCACCAGAAGGACGAUGAAGAUGCGCAGUAUCUGUGCCGCCAACUCUGGACGCAUCCCUCCAUCGCCGCCGAGCUCGCCGGCCGCGUGCUGCCCUGGGCCGGCGACGUGUGCCGCGCCGACGCGGGCGCCGUGGCGCGCUGCGUGGCCGGGAGCGCUACAACUCCCCAGCUGGUUCUCAUCAGGCUUUGCGAGGAGGGAUCUCCAGGCGCCCUUGAGUGGCCCAGUGGCUCCUACUUCCAGGUGCUGUCGGCCAUGUCAGCCCGGGUGGCUCCGCUGGAAUUGGUGAACCUGCUCAAGUCGGCGGCGGAUCGCCAGGAUGUGGAGCUACAGCUCAGGAGGCAAUGGCAGGAGCAGAUGCACCACUUGCAACACUUGGGUCAGAGCAUGGCCCGGGCCUGGGACGAGGCGCAGCAGGCGGCCCAGCGGGCGGAGGCCUUGCGGCACUGUGAGGCGGAGGAACGGCCCUGUUGGAGCGCCCUCUACGAGUCUCGCUACCAGACACCGUGCGCGCCCGGCUUGGUGUUCGAGGGAUCCUUCGCGGAAGCGCACGCGCAGGCGCGGGAGAAGAAGCAACUUUUGCUGUUAUGGCUCGAGAGCAGCGAGGUCCAACAGUGCGGUAACACGACCAGCUUGGAUCGAGAAGCGUUGGCAGGGGAGGUCUUCAAUGCAUUGGUCAAGGAGUACUUCGUACUGUGGCCUGGCGAUGCAGACCGCUGGCUGCUGCCAGUGCAGCUGAAGGAGAUGUUGCGCCUACGGACACCCUGCUUUGCUGUCCUGGAGCCACUCAGUGUGUUUGAAGUUGAGGUGUUUCCAUGGUCUGAUGCACGUGAGUCGGCCAAUGAGUUCCCCAUCAACUGCGCUUGGUCUUUCUUGGGCGCGCUCGAAGGAGCUGAGUUGACAGAGGGCGCUCUCAUGAGCUUCUUGGCCCAGCACGGCGACGCCGCGACCGCGCGGCGCGCGCGGCGCGAGGCGGCGCGGGAGGAGCAGCGGAGACGGUCGGCAGAGGCGAGGCGGUUGCGAGAGGAGCAGGACAGAGACUACGAGGAAUCUUUGCGGCGAGAUCAGGAACGUGGCGAACGAAAUCAGGCGAAGCUUGAUCCUGCCUUGGCGCGGCUUCGCGCCACGCGGCAAGAGCAUGCACAGCAGCUGAUGCGCCUGCCACGCACCGUGCAGAAGGAUGCCUGUCAUUUGGUGCUGCGCUUUCCGUGCGGACGCCGAGCAGAACGGAGCUUCGCUGCCACGCAGACCCUCUCAGAGCUCUACCGCUGGGCCGACUGCGCGGGGGAACUCGCCGCGCUGGAGAAGACGGGCGACCGCUUCGACGUGCCGGAGAAGUUUACGUUGGCGACCAGCUACCCCAAGGCCGUGCUCAAAGACCGCUCUAAGACCCUGAGACAACUCCACCUCACACCUUCGGCAGUGCUCACGCUUUGCCCGGAGUCCUGAGUCGUCCUUGGACACCCCCCAUGUCGUGCCAGCUACGAAAUCCCAUGUCGUG
Molecule: messenger RNA, 1778 nt
Organism: Durusdinium trenchii
Lineage: Eukaryota; Dinophyceae; Suessiales; Symbiodiniaceae
Source: the annotation of a GenBank genome assembly